ACAUGAUGAGAGAUUUGGAGGGUGCUUCUCUCUCCUCUGUGUAGUUGAUAGUUUGGGUGGUGAAAAGAUGGCUGACAGUGUCAAAACAUUUCUCCAGGACCUUGCCAGGGGAAUCAAAGACUCCAUAUGGGGUAUUUGCACCAUCUCAAAGUUAGAUGCUCGAAUCCAGCAAAAGAGAGAGGAGCAGCGCGGAAGAAGGGCAAGCAGUGUCCUGGCACAGAGGAGAGCCCAGAGCACGGAGCGGAAGCAAGAGAGUGAGCCACAUAUUGUUAGUAGAAUUUUCCAGUGUUGUGCUUGGAAUGGUGGAGUGUUCUGGUGUAGUCUCCUCUUGUUUUAUCGAAUGUUUAUUCCUGGGCUUCAGUAUGUAACAGCCCUAAUUAUUGGUGAUCCAUCACCGCAUGGAGUUUUUUGGUCCCGGCUGGAAUUCUUCCUCACGUCCAUUUUCAGCGCUCUGUGGGUGCUCCCCCUGUUUGUGCUCAGCAAUGUCGUGAAUGCCAUUUGGUUUCAGGAUAUAGCUGACCUGACAUUUACGGCAUCAGGGAGGAGGCCUCAUCCAUCCCCUAGUGUCAGUAAAAUAAUUGCUGACAUGCUUUUCAACUUUCUGUUGCAGGCUCUUUUCCUUAUUCAGGGAAUGUUCGUGAGCCUCUUAAGUAUUCAUCUUGUUGGUCAGCUGGUUAGUCUCCUUCAUAUAUCCCUUCUGUACUCACUGUAUUGCUUCGAAUAUCAUUGGUUCAAUAAAGGAAUCGAAAUGCACCAACGGUUGUCAAACAUAGAAAGGAACUGGCCUUACUACUUUGGGUUUAGUUUGCUGUUGGCUUUUCGCACGGCAAUGCAGUCCUCACACGGUAUCAGUGGCUGCCUCUUCUCUAUCCUCUUUCCUUUAUUCAUUAUCAGCGCCAAUGAAGCAAAGACCCCUGGAAAAGCAUACCUCUUCCAGUUGCGACUCUUCUCCUUGGUGGUCUUCUUAAGCAACUGACUCUUCCACAAGACCGUGUACCUGCAGUCUGCCCUGAGCAGCUCAACCUCUGCAGAGAUGAUCCCUUCGCCACAUCCAUCGC
This is a messenger RNA of Otolemur garnettii (small-eared galago), 1058 nucleotides long. Its product is annotated as etoposide-induced protein 2.4 homolog. Gene Ontology annotation, cellular component: endoplasmic reticulum. Lineage: Eukaryota; Metazoa; Chordata; Mammalia; Primates; Galagidae. The coding region runs from base 68 to 976 and encodes 302 amino acids. Gene Ontology annotation, biological process: macroautophagy. The transcript has a single exon. The record is from RefSeq and is a predicted model, not a curated record.